AUGGCCAAACUGCUCCUGCAUUUUGGUGCAGACGUCCACGCAAUCUCUGCACGCAAUAUUGUGUGUUGUUACGAGAAAAAGUUACGCACACUUGUAUCUACGCCACUUCUACAUGCAGCAUAUCACGGUCACGAAGGUCUGGUACAACUGCUCCUGCAAGCUGGCGCGAGCCCGGUCGUUCAGGACAGCCUUCAAAUACUUUCUGUAACCAUAACCGAGCGACACGAGCAUAUUGUAUUACGGCUUUUGCAAGCUCUGGAUUCCGUCAAUGAGCCCAGUGAUUCCGUCACAAAGGAGCUCUUUCGGGUGGCUUCUGAAGGAGAUUUCCGAUCACUUCCGUCAGAACUGGUUAGGAAAUACGAGCAUGUCAUCCUACGGCGGUUGCCGUCUGUGACAUCAACCGAGUGGCACCAGGAAGGUUAUAUUGCAGCUAUCAUGGAACUAGCUGUAGCCGCAAAGCUCGUCAAGGUUGUCGAUUAUCUCGCUCAAUUGAAAACACAGCUCCAAAUGGAACAGACGGGCUACCUUGAUUCGGCGCUAUACAACAUUAUCUCAUAUGAUACCUGCAGAGGCGAGAUUCGUAAGAGGGAGCUGCAUCAAGAGGUCUACCAAAUCGUCGAGACGCUGCUAGCGCAAGGUGCAAACCCCGAUGCAUCUGGGCAAGGGGAGUCUGCUCGAGACAUGGCGUCAACUCAUCCAGACCCUAGAGUAAGGAACCGGUUGCUACAAGCGGCACAAAAGCAGCCUCCUAAAGACCUGGCCUCUCAAGUAGGACGUUCAUGGGUCGAUCCGUCGCAAGCUUCACCGCCACAUGUCCCAAGACGAUCAAAACGAUCGCGCCUGCCCCCUUCAGUAAAUCUAUGGGAAUUCGUAAAGCCUCACAACUGGCAAGGGCAAUCUGAUGAUCAGGAGAGCGAUGUGUCAGCUGUUUCAAAGAGUAAUGAAGAUGAUACUAGUGGUGGUCAAGUGACGAGUGUCUCGACCUCAAUUUCAAUAAGCGCAGUCAACGCCUCAGGAGACCACACAAAGCUACAGUCACCACCUACUAGUUUCAAUAUGCCCUCAAUUUCUUCCACCGAAAAGUGUAUGGGCCGAGAUUCGUUCCACGACAACACCUGCUUCAGCACAGGCAAGGGCAAGCCAAGAUCACGCAUUUCCAGCCUUGUCAAGGCCGCAUAA
Alternaria postmessia is the source of this 1179-nucleotide messenger RNA. RefSeq lists its product as uncharacterized. Gene Ontology annotation, molecular function: protein binding. NCBI's taxonomy places the organism in Eukaryota, Fungi, Ascomycota, Dothideomycetes, Pleosporales, Pleosporaceae. The transcript has a single exon. The coding region runs from base 1 to 1179 and encodes 392 amino acids. The record is from RefSeq and is a predicted model, not a curated record.